Xyrauchen texanus (razorback sucker) is the source of this 2293-nucleotide messenger RNA. RefSeq names its product serine/arginine-rich splicing factor 1A-like. Gene Ontology annotation, molecular function: mRNA binding. The transcript has 5 exons. The record is from RefSeq and is a predicted model, not a curated record. Gene Ontology annotation, cellular component: cytoplasm; ribonucleoprotein complex; nucleus. The coding region runs from base 103 to 858 and encodes 251 amino acids. NCBI's taxonomy places the organism in Eukaryota, Metazoa, Chordata, Actinopteri, Cypriniformes, Catostomidae.
GUAAAUUCGCCUGCUGAAGCGGAAGCGGCCCGCGUGACUCCUGAGGAAACACGCUCCCGGUGUGCGCGUGCAACGCUUCGAACAAUACAGGAAGGUUAAGAGAUGUCUGGUGGUGGUGUGAUCCGCGGCCCUGCUGGAAGUAAUGACUGCCGCGUCUAUGUUGGUAAUCUGCCUCCCGAUAUGCGCACAAAAGAUGUUGAAGAUGUGUUUUACAAGUACGGAGCCAUUCGAGACAUUGAUCUGAAAAACCGGCGAGGCGGACCUCCAUUCGCCUUUGUUGAGUUUGAGGACCCCAGAGAUGCUGAAGAUGCUGUAUAUGCCCGGGAUGGCUAUGACUAUGAUGGCUAUCGGCUUCGAGUGGAGUUUCCGAGGAGUGGACGGGGUAUGGGGAGAGGAGGUUUUGGAGGAGGUGGUGGUGGCAGUAGCGGGGGUCCCAGGGGUAGAUACGGACCCCCAUCCAGGCGUUCUGAGUACAGAGUAAUUGUUUCAGGGCUUCCACCAAGCGGCAGCUGGCAGGAUUUGAAGGAUCACAUGCGUGAAGCAGGUGAUGUAUGUUAUGCUGACGUUUUCCGAGAUGGAACUGGUGUGGUGGAGUUUGUCCGCAAAGAAGACAUGACCUACGCCGUUCGAAAACUGGAUAACACAAAAUUCCGGUCCCAUGAGGGAGAAACUGCAUACGUUCGUGUGAAGGUGGACGGUCCCCGCAGUCCAAGCUAUGGAAGAUCAAGGUCAAGGAGUCGCAGUCGCAGCAGGAGUCGUAGUCGCAGCAACAACCGCAGCCGAAGCUUCUCACCACGUCGCAGCCGAGGAUCCCCACAAUACUCUCCUCACCAUAGCCGCAGUCGCUCGCGGUCCUGAAGCAUUCCACUCCUUACCUAUCUGGUGUAACUUUAGUGGAGCUGUUGACCCAUUCGUUGUUUGUUUUUACAGUCCUAACACACAAACCCCAUGUUUUAUUUUUUCCCUUGUUUCAUGUGACAGUUGUGUUUUUUUUUUUUUUUAAGUCUUCCUGUCCUCUUUGGUCAUGACCUUUUUUUUUUUUUUUUGCCCAUUCUUGGUUCUUUUUAAACCGAUUUUUAACUGACAGCAUUUUGCUUUUUUUAAUCCAAGUGGAAGUCUUUUUAUAGACCGAAAAAGGGAUAUGUAAUUUAUCUCAAUAUUUUUGUUAAUGUCAUCUAUGGGAGGUUCAUGGGGUAAUAGGUUCCACAAUAACUGUGUUUUAUGCUAUCUUCCUCUAGAUAUGACAACUGAAUUGUAAUAAGAGGAUUACUAAAUCCAUCCUAUGUGUAAAAGGCUGAGUUUGAACAAUAGAAAAAAAUCUAAAAUGCUUAACCAGAAAAUGUAAACAUUGGCAUCUGUGGUGCAUAGUGAAGUACUGGUCAAACAUAUUUCCUUUAGAUUGCAACUUUUAAAAUGAACAUAACAUUUAUUUCAGUUAUAGUGUUAGGUUUUGUAGGGUUAUUUGUUUGGAUAGUCUCUGUCUUGGCCUAAGUGCUGUAUGCAUGCAUUAAAGAAGGCAGGUUUGAGUGGAUUUGAUUCUAACUCUUUACCUCAUUUGUUUUGAUUUUGCUGGUAUUUAAGGUUUGGAUUGGAGAGACUCAGUGGAUGCCGGAUCACUGGGAUCAGUACAUAAUGAAGAUAGGAUAGGGAAUGCUGGAUACAAGGAACAAGAUCUUUUGCCCCAGGAUCAUAGGAUUUUUAAGACCAGUUCAAAAGUGUCCCUCCUUGUCCCCUUUAUUUGGAAAAUGUAACAAAUUUGGCCCUUCACAUAUUUAUUUUUUACACAUUGGAGGAACAGAUGCUGGAGCAGUCUAUUGGGAUGGAUUCAACAGGAACAGUAUGGUAAACUGAGGGAAGUACAUUAGGGAUGGGGUUAUACUAAGGCAUUUUUAGAUUUCUACUGUCCAAUUAUGGAUUUUAUUAUCAGUUGCAUUUGUUUUUAUUAAGUGAACAGUUUUUUUUAUUUGCUGCAAUAAAGGUUUCAUUGGUACAUAUAUCAGUGUUUGGUGUAUUCUUUUGCCUUUUCAAUAAUGCUGAAAUAAAAUGAAAUUGUUUGGAUAAGCCACACAAGUUAUGUUGCUUGGCAACUGUAAAUGACCUACAGAAUAAUGAACUUAGCUUAUAGCUUCAAUAAAAUUAACUUUCAACUUUUUAAAAAAAUUCACUCACUAAUUUGUUUUUAUUUGUCUACUAAUAAUGUCGUGUACACCUGCCACAGGAGAUUUGUUGUACAAAUUCUUGCAUCAAAUUCUAUGAUGGAAUUUACAUUUCUAACAGUUUUGAAAUGGAAACA